Messenger RNA from Peronospora matthiolae, 243 nucleotides. The record is from the annotation of a GenBank genome assembly. NCBI's taxonomy places the organism in Eukaryota, Oomycota, Peronosporomycetes, Peronosporales, Peronosporaceae.
AUGGAUGGAAAGUCGGACGUUGAGGUUCACAAGUACCACGUCCGACAAGUUCUUACAAUCAUGCGAAAGCAUCAAUUGUAUGCAAACCUCAAGAAGUGUAUAUUUGCAGCAAGCGAAAUACCACUUCUUGGGUGCAUCGUUGGUAAGAACGGUGUGCGUCCUGAUCCCGAAAAGAUCAAGGCGAUCACCGACUGGCCCGUGCCGGUCGAUGUCAAAGGUCUUCGAAAAUUCCUUGUGGGCUAG